AUGCAGAUCAGUCUAUCUGAACGAGCGGAACGUUAUUUUCCCGAUUCAGAUUUGACUGGAAACCAAACCGACCCAAGGCAACCACAACCCCAAAUCAAACAGCCAGAUUGUCUGACUAAGUCUAUUGUUUCCUGUGGUGUCAUUGACAAUAAUGGCGAACUAGAUCCUCAGUCGGCCAAUGUCGAAGUUAAUGGAAACCUUCUUUAUCAUGACCAACUACAUCUCAUCGUUAAUACAUCAUCUUCCAAACACAAUAUAUCAUUAACCCGAGUACAAGAUGAAGUGAUGCCCGAUAAUGUCCAAAGUUUUCUAGUGUAUGAUAACAGAAAGGGUAAAACAGAAAUCCAUACCAGUAGACUGACGAGUGAUGUACUCAAGUAUAAAGGGCAGUUUUUUCAUAAUUUAGAUACUGGGAGCAUAGUUAGCAUUAUUCCUUCAAAUACACGUCAAAUACACGUGGAAGGGUUUUUAUAUCACGGAAUAAUAAUAGCACCACCAGGAGCUGCAGAUAGACAUAAACGUGAUUUACACAUUUCAAAACAUACCGUAUGGCGGGAUGAUGACAGUGAAAGACAUGUUGAUUAUUUGGAAGUGCCCCCUGAAUUCGCCAAUGAAAAUUUAGUAGAGAAAACGCGAAGACAUAUUGUACAUAAACGAUUCAGUGGUAGAGCUGGUUGGAGAAACAAUGGACGACGAUUUUCAGAAAGGGACAACGAUCGAAGUCAUCGUCAUGAAAAAGAAGACAAAGAUGAGAAGGAAGAAAGAGAAGAUAAACAAACUGAUGAACCCCUAGAUUAUUUAGAAGUUCCAGCGUAUUUUCGUGAUACACAUUCAUUUAAAGCAAGGGCUGCACAUCAGAUAGUGAAACGUCAGGUUAAAGACCGACCGUUCGUUAUUGAAGUCUUUUUAUUGGUAGAUUUUAAAGUAUUCGAAUGGUUUAAAAAAGAUAUUGCUAAACUUGGAACUUAUCUUUUACAUUUUUGGCAAGCGGUCAACUUUAAAUUUAGAACAAUGAAGGAUCCAAAUGUUUCGGUAAAAGUGAAACAGUACGGCGCUGUUCGGUCUGCUAAGUUCCAGUCUUUCAUUGAGGAGAAUCGAAUGAAAAAUGAUACGUCACUAAUUUCAUUAAAAGAAGUGCUUGGGGGUUUUAGAGAAUGGAUGAUAAAAUUUGAAUCAAAUCUUCGCUUUUCAUCGCAUGAUGUUGCUGUUUUGAUGACUGGGUGA
Molecule: messenger RNA, 1224 nt
Organism: Lottia gigantea (owl limpet)
Lineage: Eukaryota; Metazoa; Mollusca; Gastropoda; Lottiidae
Exons: 10
Coding region: 1-1224 (407 amino acids)
Molecular function (GO): metallopeptidase activity
Source: RefSeq, a predicted model, not a curated record